AUGAGAUGUACGAAAGCGUCUCGAGAAUGUGUCUACAGCCAGAAGCAGCACAGGACGUGUCAUUAUGAUGGUGUCGUCGGAACUGGCAGGGCGUCCAAUUCAACCAGGGACCAGAACCGGACAGAUCCCAGUAUUGACGAGCAAGUCACUAGAAGUGAAGGCGAUAUUACAAACGCUUUCCAGGUCUUGCAUGGCUUGCCAGAGGACACUGGGUCAGCACGAGGGAUAGCAAAUUCGAACCAGGAACCAUUCCUCGACAACAGAGUGUAUGGGAAUGGUGCUUCAUUCGCUGAGUUCGAACUCUCACCCUUCACUUUUUCCUCGGCCGUGUCUCCUGGAACUGCACCUUUCCAAUGGUAUGAUCUUCUUGCUCAGGAUGCUUUGAUCAACUUCGAGAAGCACUCCUUGCUACAUCACGAUACUCAAUGGGAGUUCGAUCCCAGAAGCCUGUCCCGAAGACCUAGUAUCUCUCAAGCCGUGCCUGAGAACGUAAUCGAGGAUUUGAUGAGGCCAGAUAAAACAGCAGGGACAGAAAGUAACUGUACAUAUGAACAGCUGGGGGGGGAAAGCAACCCCAAGUUCAAUGAACCCUGGAAUACCCCAGAACCCAUUAUUCUCCAGGAUGAGGAGGCUCUAUACUUGCAAUGUUAUGUUAGGGAUGUCGCACCUAUUCUUGACUUGUUCGAUUCAGAAAAGCACUUUGGCAGCAUCGUACCUCACCUGGCAUUGAGAAACCUUGGUUUGAUGAAAGCCCUUCUCGCAGUCGCUGCUAGGUAUGUCUCCUUGAAGUUGUUCGACGCUGAGGAUCGAGAUAAUUCAACUCCUGCGGCGGCGACAGGAGUUGCUGAUCCCCAGAAACACCACAGGCAAGCUGCAACGCAGUAUUACUAUGAAACUCUGGGAUACCUAGCUAGGGCAAUGCAGCUCCCGAGCUACACACGCAGCUCAGAAAUUCUUGCCACUGCGAUCAUGAUAAGUACCUAUGAAAUGUUCGACGGCUCUAAAGAUGAAUGGGAGCGACAUCUUCGCGGUGCCUUUUGGAUUCAAAGAUCCCAAGAUAACGACGGCGAAUCUAGUGGCAUUCGAGAGGCAGUAUGGUGGGCCUGGGUGAGGCAAGAUAUCUGGGCAGCAUUGCGGGAACGAAGACGGACCCUUACAAUUUGGAGGCCAAAGAAGCCGCUAGCUUCCCUAAACGCAAAUGAGCUUGCAACAAGGGUUGUGUAUCUACUUGCUAAGGCAAUAUGUUACGCAUCAAAAGAGGCUGUUGAAUCCCAGGAUCUUGGAAAGAGACUCGCGGAAGGCAAUCAUUUGCUUCAAACACUGGAAGACUGGUUUGCCGCUCUUCCUCCAUCUUACGAUCCAAUUCAGACUGCAGGCGAGUCAGAGGGCGCGUUCCAAACUAUCUGGAUCCAUCCCCCGUCCCAUGCGGCGGCGGUUCAGACAUAUUGCCUCGCUAAAAUCCUUAUCUCACUAAACAAACCGUCUGCAGGAAGUGUGUCUGCAUAUCAUGAAUGUCAAAAUGUGUUGAGGGACGCUUCAAGGACCAUUUACGGUCUCGCAAAAGCACCACAUGCUACUGACCCCGCCUCUGCUUUUGUCAGUUUUCAGUGCUUGUAUGGUGGUAAGCAAGUUGCACCCUCCUUGACAUCCUACGUACUAAUUUACGCAGCUGGUCAAUGUUUACGAACAGUAACACAACAACAAGAAUUCAUUGAUCUUCUAAAGUUAUCUAUCGAAAAUUGCAGGUUUGCUCCCAAGUCACUAAUUGACGACUUGCGAGCGAUGUGGAAGGAACAUACCUAA
This is a messenger RNA of Exophiala aquamarina CBS 119918, 1803 nucleotides long. RefSeq lists its product as uncharacterized. The transcript has a single exon. Gene Ontology annotation, cellular component: nucleus. The coding region runs from base 1 to 1803 and encodes 600 amino acids. Lineage: Eukaryota; Fungi; Ascomycota; Eurotiomycetes; Chaetothyriales; Herpotrichiellaceae. The record is from RefSeq and is a predicted model, not a curated record. Gene Ontology annotation, molecular function: DNA-binding transcription factor activity; transcription cis-regulatory region binding. Gene Ontology annotation, biological process: positive regulation of transcription by RNA polymerase II.